This is a messenger RNA of Helianthus annuus (common sunflower), 513 nucleotides long. Its product is annotated as zinc finger BED domain-containing protein DAYSLEEPER-like. The transcript has a single exon. Lineage: Eukaryota; Viridiplantae; Streptophyta; Magnoliopsida; Asterales; Asteraceae. The record is from RefSeq and is a predicted model, not a curated record. Bases 1 to 513 code for a protein of 170 amino acids.
AUGGUCAAGAAAGUUCGGUGUAGCCAAAUAUACAAACAACAAAAGUUAGAGACCAUGUCAAAUCAAAUUGAAAAGUCUGGUAGUAAUAUUGCAUCUGCAUUUAGCUCGAGUGCGGGUUUUGAACAAACAAAGUGUAGGGAAAUGAUUGCAAAAAUGAUCUUAGCUCAUGAGCUACCAUUCUCAUUGGUAGAGUAUCAUUGGUUCAACGAGUUUAUGAAGUACAACAGCCCUCGUUAUCAAAAAGUGAGUAAGGCAACCAUUAUAAAAGAUUGCAUAAGAGUGGUCGAAGCAGAAAGAGAGAAGUUGAAAAAGGUUCUACAAAACGUUGACAUGAUCGCACUAACAAGUGAUUAUUGGACGUCAAAUCAAACCAUUGGGUAUAUGUGUUUGACAGCUCACUUUAUUGACUCCAAUUGGAAAAAGCAAAAAUGCAUUAUUGGUUUCAUUGAGCUUGCGCCACCCCAUAGUGGUGAGUUCGUUUCUGACGGUAUUCUAGAGUGUCUUAUUAAAUGA